This is a messenger RNA of Akanthomyces muscarius, 294 nucleotides long. RefSeq lists its product as uncharacterized. NCBI's taxonomy places the organism in Eukaryota, Fungi, Ascomycota, Sordariomycetes, Hypocreales, Cordycipitaceae. The record is from RefSeq and is a predicted model, not a curated record. The transcript has 2 exons. The coding region runs from base 1 to 294 and encodes 97 amino acids.
AUGACACUGCUCCCCAGAUGCCACCAUAUGCGCUGCUUCACUGGUCCCCCAGUCGCCGGCGCUAAACCCGCCCAUCGACCGGUUCACGGGGGCGCUCCGCCUCUGUUUCUGCCUCUUGCAGCCCCGCCUCCCCGACUCAGCCAAUCACUGCCGCACAUGGGUCCAGCCGGUGGACGGCACCGAUUCGACGACGGAGCAGAGAUGCGAACGGCAUCCCAACCUUUUUCAGCAGCGCAAACCCUCAAAAAAGGUGUAUUCCAAUCAUGGUUCAACGACAGAGUGCGGACAGGGUGA